Molecule: messenger RNA, 7772 nt
Organism: Haliotis rufescens (red abalone)
Lineage: Eukaryota; Metazoa; Mollusca; Gastropoda; Lepetellida; Haliotidae
Product: baculoviral IAP repeat-containing protein 2-like
Exons: 7
Coding region: 4479-5798 (439 amino acids)
Biological process (GO): regulation of cell cycle
Cellular component (GO): cytoplasm; spindle microtubule; nucleus
Source: RefSeq, a predicted model, not a curated record
UAUAUACAUUAUUUCUAAAUAUGUUUUAUCGAUAUAAUAAUAUUGAUCAGGUCAACUAAGUUUUGACCAUUUCUCCUUGGAGGCUAGAAUUCGUGGUCUACAUCAUAAAGUAUAAUUUUUUUAUUUUUUUAUGAUUUAUGUGCUAGUAUGUAUGACAUUUUAUCAUUGCAUGAACUACAGAGAUCCUUUUCACUUUUUCCAAUUAUUAUGAAAUACCCCCAGUUGUCACGUUGCGGUGCAAACUUUUAUACUAAAAAAAUAUUGAUUUUACUAUUUACAGAACAUUUUAACUCAUUUGGAAGCAUUUCUGAAAAUGUUUGUGUGUUGCCGUUGUGUGUUACCUUUUCCUGUGAAGGAUAUCUGGGGAAUUUGCUGUAUUUUCACACAGUUGUCUGCAACAAUUUGCAGUCUUUUGAAUUCAAACUGUCAGAAAGUAGGGUACAAAUGAUAUCGUCUUUGUCUUUCUGUUUAUUGUGUCAUGUAUUAGAAGAUUUGGAAUAGAAUGUAUAAACUUAACAUAGAAAAGACAUGUUGUAGAAUUGCUUUGAUUGACCAAUUUUGCAUGUAUUCGAACCCGUUUGAUGUUGUGAGUGAAUACAACUUAUGACUGAACACAGGUACGGAUAGACGAUGGGUAAAAGGAUUCACACGAAUGUCUUAGUCUUGUGAGAGGAACACUGAUGUUUUCAGAGUUUCUGAGACUGUAUGAGAUUUUUGCAGCAACGGUUUAGGCAGAAAAUCUGUUAGAUAGGAAGGGGCCAUGUUAUGAUUAAUUUUGAAGAAAAGACAAAGUUUACGUUUCUUUCUACGCUCAAUUAAGGGUUCCCAACCGGUUUCGUAAAAUAAUGAAUGCCUGGGGGCAUAUUUAGGUAGACCAGUUACAAUGCGUGCAGCUUCUAAUUCUAAUUGUUCUAAUUUCUCACUUGUCUUCGGUGCAACCCUUCCAAACCUCACAUGCGUAUUCAAAGUGUGGUCUUACGAACAUUGUAUAUGUAUUUUAAAUAGUAUUUCUGUGAAGCAGAUGUUUGAGUUUUCGCAUUGAGUAAAUCAUCUCGGAAGUUGUUUUGAUAAUGGUAUCUAUAUGACAAGACCAUUUGCCACUGGCUUCCAGUAUAACCCAUAUUCCGUUAUCAGAUCGAAAUUCUACGAAUUAAUGUUUUAAAAAUUUGUUACAAAAGCACCACCCCACAUCACCUGCGUACUUCGCAUAUGGAAAAAGAAAAUAUAAUAUCUUACACACAAAACUGAGAUACAUGUGCACUCAAUUGAGUUAUGAUUGAUAUAGACUUGGUAUAAAAGAUCACUCAAACUGUACAUGUUCAAAUGUCAUUAUCUCAUGAAAUGUACAUUGUACAAUGUAUCUCUCUCUCUCCCUCUCUCUCUCUCCCUCUCUCUCUCUCCCUCUCUCUCUCUCUCUCUCUCUGACAGCUCUUCAGUGUAACUGACUAUGACAUAAUAUAUAUAUAUAUAUCAUCAUAUGUCUCCUUUAUAGUGUUGUAUGAUGUGAGUGAAUACUAAAUACGGCUAAACAAUGUACGGCUAUGUGAAUACAACAUACGGAUGAACACAGGUACGGUGUGAGUGAAUGCUGAAUACAGCUAAACAAUGGUACGAUGUGAGUGAAUACUGAAUACAGCUGGACACAGGUACGAUGUGAGUGAAUACUGAAUACAGCUGGACACAGGUACGAUGUGGGUGAACACAACAUGCGGCUGAACACAGGUACGGGAUGUGUGGAUACUGAAUACGGCUGAACACAGGUACGGGUGUGUGAAUACUGAAUACAGCUGGACACAGGUAUGGUUUGUGUGAACACAACAUACGACUGAACACCAAGUAUGGGGCGUGUGAAUACUGAAUACGUCCGAACACAGGUAUGAUGUAUGUGAAUACCGAAUAGGGCUGAAUACAGGUACGGUGGCAGUGAAUACUGAAUACAUUUGAACACAGGUACGGGGUGAGUGAAUACUGCUGAACAAAGGUACAGGGUGAGUGAAUACUGAACACUGCAGAACACAGGUACGGUGUAGGUUAACACAACAUGCGGCUGAACACAGGUACGGGAUGUGUGGAUACUGAAUACGGCUGAACACAGGUACGGGGUGUGUGAAUACUGAAUACAGCUGGACACAGGUAUGGUGUGUGUGAACACAACAAACGACUGAACACCAAGUAUGGGGCGUGUGAAAACUGAAUACGUCCGAACACAGGUAUUAUGUAUGUGAAUACUGAAUAGGGCUGAAUACAGGUACGGUGGCAGUGAAUACUGAAUACAUUUGAACACAGGUACGGGGUGAGUGAAUAAUGCUGAACACAGGUACGGUGUGGGUUAACACAACAUGCGGCUGAACACAGGUACGGGGUGUGUGAAUUCUGAAUACGGCUGAACACAGGUACGGGGCUAGUGAAUUCAACAUACAAAACGGGUGUUUUCGCGUAGGAUAAUUAUUAUGGUAUUCUGUUAUAAAGAAGAGUAUCAAUGGAAAACUUUUCACUGUGCUACAGGAUAUGUUAAAAUAAAACCUUUAAUAUUAUAACUUGCGGAAAUAUUGGGUUUCCAUUUGUAUCAAUCUAUUGAAUAAUUUCGUACUAGUUUUUGAUGGUAAACAUGCAUCAAGUAAUGCAAUUUUGCAUGAGUGUGGAAAAUAAUUUGUCUGUUGAUUAUCAUAUAAAAUGUAUUAAAUUUUGGGGUAAGAUUGUUCAUAUGGAUAACCAAAGAGAUCCUUAUCAAUGUAACCAACUAAUGAAAAGACUGGAUGAAAGUGGUAGAACAACGUGGGCUACUCAUGUAAAACAUCUUUUCUAUAUGCAGGAUUUGGUGAUGUAUGGAAAGCACAGUGUGUGUCGGGUGUAAAACAUUUUGUUUCAAUCUUUAAUUAUAAGCAACGAUUAAUAGAUUGUAACUGGCAGACACUUCACGCUUCUAUGUUUGAUUCUGGGAAGCUGCGAUGUUAUUCCAUGUUUUAAACUACUUUUUGUACUGAAUAUUUUAUCACUGCGUUUAGGAGUAGAGAAAUAUGACGAUAUAUAUGCUUAUUACGAUUAAGUGAGUUACCAUUAAGAUGUAAUACAGGAAGACGAGAUGGAUCAGAUUUUUCCUAGAGAAUUUGUAAACAUUGUAAUACUGGUGAAAUAGAUGAUGAACUACAUUUUCUGUUUAGCUGCCCUGCAUUUAAUGAUUUACGAAGUAAUCUAUGUGGUUUUUACAAACUGAAUAUGAAAAUUAACGUAUUUGUAUUAAUUUGAUGAACACAAGACAUAUCAUAUGGUUGAAGUAGCUUGUAACAUUUAUCAAGAAAAGUUUAAAUUCUGAACAAUAAUAUUAUGUAACAUUUGUCUCUUGUCACAAUGUAAAUCUACCAUUUAUAUGUACCUGGGCCUCUGGUCUUAUUGCUGUGAAUAAACCAAUGAAAUGAAACAAACAAUGAGAUAAAUCUUUUACAAGACCCAUGUGUAAAAUGUCAUCAUACGUAUACACUAGUUGAAAUGUGAACGCACUUAUAACAUAUGUUUGCCUCUGAAAAAAAGUAUAUUCAGUAUAGCGACAGGUUGAGGACACGCAUGCACGCCGACUGUGCUGAGUCACAAAGACGUCCAACAAAAGGCCAUCUACUCGCUCACACACAGUGAGUCGUUUCCUGCUUCACUGGUAAAACCCUGUCUAAAUUUAGCUCGCUUUGACUUGUCAACAGAAUAAAUUAAUUGUUGCCUCGUAUUACCUGACACUGUUGUAUGUUCUAAAUUAAAGCCUAUUGAUAAGGCAAUAAUUCAGGAACAGCCUCACACACAACAGUAUCACUGAAGGUGUUUCCAACUACUAGUAUUCAGCUGAUUGCAGUUUGGGCCAUCUGUUGUUAAGCUGUUACUCACCGCCUGUUUCGCGUACACAGUCACCUUGUGUAAUGCUGAGUUACGAACCUUGACUAAUAUAGGUCGACUCGUUUAAGGUGCACGUGGCGUGCUCGUAUAUCGGUAUUGUCACGUACUAGAGCAUAAACAUGUGAAUGUGUUGUUCCGGGCGUGGAUACAGUAUAACUGAUAACUGAUAACGCAAUUGUAAGGCUUAGUCACACCAGGAUAUGCCCUGACCUAGAAGCACAUGCAUACUAGGUUACGGGUGGUAUGUUGAUCAGCGUGAAACACAUGCCAAGCAACAAGGGGAUCAGGCAGUGUGGUGGAAGCAGUUGUGGCUAUCACUAGUCAGGUCAAUGAAGUAACCACUGGCAACAAGCCAUCUACUACAUUGUGUGGGCGUUGUCACUUUGUUUCCACGUGUGUUUAUCCUGCGUGUCGAUUUCUAACCGUCGAGUUAGGAGUGAAGUCUUUGGCACUUCAAUAGAGCAUUUCAAGACACACCUCCAAUCUACAUUGUAUAAUCACCAACGUGAUAUUGCUGGAAUAUUACGGACUGUGUCUGAGGAACAGAAACACUAAUAAUACAAUUUCCAGAGAGUGCAGAAUAAUAAAGACCUUGAACUAUGAAGAGGAAGAAGAACUACCCUAAGAACACGGUCAUACUGUGGUGUGGUAUGAUUAUGGUGGUUGAAGUUGACAGACGUAAGGUUGUGAGGGUGGUGUUCCUUUUCGCCAUUAGGAACCUCAAAAUAGACGACCAAAAUGAAACUGCGAAGGUGUUUAAAUACUGGAAAUAUGAGUUUCCGUUUAUCAGCAUAUAUGUCUUUCCAUCAAUCUCCCUGAGAGGAGACUUUGAUGCCCUUGUGCGUAGAAAUGGUACACUUCUGCAGGACAUUAUGCGAUUUGAGGCAAUGCGUCUGAAGUCCUUCAAUGGAGUGACUGUGGCAGUGUCAUCCCUGCUGUUAGCCAGAGAAGGGUUCUAUGCUACAGGUGAUGGGGACGAGACCAGAUGCUUCUCCUGUGGCAUCAGGUACAAGCACUGGAGACAAAGGGACAGCCCUGCCCAGGUGUGUCAUAAGAGAUGGUGUAGAUCUGGCUAUCACAGAAAUAUUCUUUUUGAAGAAAACCCUUUGCCAACAGAUUCUGAGAUACAGACUCGUAACCAGCUUGACUUCUCUACUGAUUUUGAUGUACAUUCCCCAAACAGAAGACCGGACGCAUCAGAUCGUUCACAUACCAACCGUGCAGUUUGUCAGAACAACAUUGCAUCAAGGCGCGUCAACAAUCUCACGCCUAGACACCGGUACUCGGAUCGCCUUUCAACAUACCGAUCCUGGGAUCGUGAUACCAACAUCGCUUCACCUAGAGACCUUGCCGAAGCCGGAUUCUACUUUUUAGGUAACCUCGACUGUGUCCAAUGUUUCGUGUGUGGGAUUAUCUUGCGGGACUGGCAGCCUGGAGAUGACCCGUGGAUAGAGCACGUGAGACACAGCCCCAGGUGCAAUCACGUAGAGUUUGUGAGAGGACGGCCAUACUUCAUACAGAUCAUGAUCAAUAUCGCUAGCAGGCAAAUUGACGAAGGUCAAAACACCUUUAGCCCAAACCGUCAAACGCAUGAGUUGGUAAAGAUAUUCUGCAGAUGUCUAAAACUUGGCUUCAAUCAACAAGAAGUUAAAAGUGCAGCACGCCGAGUUCUGGAUAUACAAGGAAUAUCGUCACCGUCUUUAGUUCAUCUUAUUGAUGGCUUGUGGAGGGGAAGGGGCUCGAGUGUAAAAAUUCGAAGCAAGGUAAUGUGUCGAAUGUGUCGGAAGGACGUCGUCAAUACCGUAUUUCUGCCUUGUGGUCACAAACUAGCCUGCGACAAAUGUGCCUCUGAAAUGCAUAAUUGCCCCCUUAUCAGCUGCGGAGCAAGGAUUGGGGGCUACUUACGUAUACUUGUGUAGAUGUAUGUUCAUCUUUAUCAAGCGAGAAUGUAUGUUUUUGAGAAGUCGUUAACAAUUACAGCUACAGGUGCUGCAGACUCAAUUUUGAUGUGAGAGUGGGAAUCUGUACAGGUGAAUAUUUGAAAUAUGCUUUCAAAAUUAUACAAAGAUUUCGAGUCAAAGCUUCUCGAGAAUGCUCAAGGCUGGGGUCUCCAAGUAUGAAUUGUUAUUUACUGUGUAAUAUGGUCUUAGCACUGCUUUCUUCAUUCCAGUAAAUUCAUUUCUGCGUGAAUCUUCUAGUGUUGUUACAGAAAAGGUUACCCGUGAAGAUCCGGGUUCGAAUAGGUCUUUAGCAACAAAUGAAUGCCGUAAAAGGCGAGUGGGAGUGGGAGUCUGUACAGGUGAAUAUUUAAUAUAUGUUUUCCUCAGAUAUUUACCGCGACAUGCUAUUGAUUUGGUUGGGGUGGGGACUGAUAGGGCUUGAAGUGGGAGAUGGGAACGUCUUCCCGGGGUGGAGGGGUGCUAGAAUCAUUGAAAUUCCCUUUAAUCACGCGAUGCCUCAAAUGAGAUUAAUCUAAGGAGGUGUUGUGUUCAAAUGCACAUCGGAAUAUGCCGCGAACGAAGCAUAUUAUAUAUAUCAUUGGAGAAUAAUGUUUACUGCUGUCUCCGCAUAUACCUCCAGUUUGUAUCUGGUGUGUUCGCUGCAACUAACCUCUUUUGGCUACACAUGACAUUUCAUACCCAAACUUGUAUACUUUUAUUAACACUCCCUCAUUUCUUUCGUUCAGUGUAUUUCCCGAAUAUAACUGUUUAGUAGCCUCGUUUGGACCAUGUUCUUCCGGGCAAAUUGCUAUAUUCCUCACUUCAGUUCAAUGUACCUACAAUUAUUUGUUUGUAGUUACUAUUGGAAGGUAUACCAAUUCACGAUCACUGAAAACCAUACACUCUCUGUACAUGUAAUGUCAUUGUUAAAAAUAUGUAUGAAACCGCUUCUUUGAGCAUAUAAGGGUAUAUGUAUAGUUUGUAUAUAAUGUAUGAAUUGAUAUUCGUUAAGUCUACCAUUAGUUUCGAAGAGUGACAAACAUUUGUAAUCAUAUAAAAACAACAUAUUUAUAAAAUCAUUAUGCAGAGAAAUCGAAAGUUUCACAAUGCCACAAAAUUACAUAACAUGUUCCUGGCAUGAGUAUGUUACUGUCAGUCGACGAUACUAUAGAUCAUUGAUCUUGGGUCCCAGGAGAUGAUGUCUCUUGAUACUUAUGAUAUGUCUCCUCAAAAUAGAAAUGUCACAACCUUCACUUCGUCUUAUGAAGUCUUCAAUGAAAAAUUAUUUUAGGCUUAUCAGCUGUACAACAUAGUAACUGGUGUUUUUAUGCAAAUCGUACUACCGGUAUGUCCUGCUUGCCCUUAUCGCUAAUAGCUGGUGUCAUCAAUGAUUUUCAGUGAUUCAUUCAUAUAAUUUUCACAUCAACACCCAAUGGAAUCUAUUUCGGCGGAUAAUCGAGACGUUUUAUGUUUAUUAUCUCCUCGCACUCGUCAACACAUAUUUUGCACUGUUCGGGUGUUAUGGUAGUUUUCAUGGCUUCACAAGGUCUAGUCGGCAUAUUAUGUUUCAAGUCAAUGUGGUUCAAGUCUACUGUGGAUUAUAUUAAAUCUGUUUAACUUGGGGCGAUCUUGCAGACAUAUAUGACAAUGGGCAGUUACAUGUUCCGUUAUCAUGACCUGUACAACUUUCUUCCACACAUCGAUGGAUAGAAACCGUUCAGUUUUAAUUGGGGCACAUGUUCUCAUUACAGAUGAUUCAGGAAAAUAUAAAAUGUCAAUGCAAGAAAAUAACCAGUCUUGAUCAUCCGUCGAAACAGAUUCCAUUGUAUGUUCAAUCUGGUGUUAUGGUCUCCGUGAUUAUGAAAUGUACAUAUUUUGUUUCUAUUUUCUAUUCUUUUCUUCAGUAUUUACUAAAGAUCUUUUAGCUAAUAAAUAUAGACAUGAUAUUUUAAA